AUGUCCUUCUCCGAUUUCUCUAACAUCCAAACCGUAAAAGACUUGAACAGCUCUUUGGCUGACAAGUCAUACGUUGAAGGUACUUCUGCUUCUCAAGCUGAUGUUGCCGCUUUCAAGGCGUUCCAAUCCGCUUACCCUCACUUCUCCAGGUGGUUCAACCACAUUGCUUCAAAGGUUGACCACUUCGACUCUUUCCCUGCUGCUUCUGCUUCUGCAGCUGCUGAAGAGGACGAUGAAGAUGUUGACUUGUUUGGCUCCGAUGAUGAGGAAGAUCAAGAAGCUGAAAAGUUGAAGGCCCAAAGAUUGGCUGAAUAUAACGCCAAGAAGGCUACUAAGGUCAAGCCUGCUGCAAAGUCCAUUGUUACUAUGGAUAUCAAGCCUUGGGAUGACGAAACCGACGUAGAACAAAUGUUGGCCAACGUCAAGUCUAUUCAAAUGGAUGGUUUGACCUGGGGUGCUCACCAAUUCAUUCCAAUUGGUUUCGGUAUCAAGAAGUUGCAAAUCAACAUGGUUGUCGAAGAUGCUAAGGUCUCUUUGGAUGAUUUGCAACAAACUAUCGAGGAAGAUGAGGACCACGUCCAAUCUACCGAUAUCGCUGCUAUGCAAAAGUUGUAA
This is a messenger RNA of Eremothecium sinecaudum, 615 nucleotides long. It is a transcript of the gene EFB1, whose product is annotated as translation elongation factor 1 subunit beta. Bases 1 to 615 code for a protein of 204 amino acids. The transcript is spliced from 2 exons. Gene Ontology annotation, cellular component: cytosol; eukaryotic translation elongation factor 1 complex. The record is from RefSeq and is a predicted model, not a curated record. Gene Ontology annotation, biological process: translational elongation. Lineage: Eukaryota; Fungi; Ascomycota; Saccharomycetes; Saccharomycetales; Saccharomycetaceae. Gene Ontology annotation, molecular function: translation elongation factor activity; guanyl-nucleotide exchange factor activity.